UCAAGAUCAUAGAGAGGACCAUGCCUCCGGGUUCCUAGGCGGGCACCGGAAGCGGCCUCGCGGUCCCGGUCGCCUUUUGCUCUGUGGUUCUGGGUUCCUGGUUGGUCCGGCGGGAUGGUGAUUAUAGUUUUCUCUUAACUACUUGCCAGAGCUAGUCCUGGGGAGCGCCAGCCAUCCCCAGAGCUGCGGGAGUGCUCUGAUUCUAAGGUUCUUCCUGAUUCCUGGGAUGUAAGCCAAGUGAAUCCUAUCCUGAGCCAUUGCAGUCUAAGAUGUCCACCAAGUUGAGAGAGGAUCCAGUCUUGACUCCUGUGGUCGACACUCCAGAGGAACAUGAGGGUCUGAGAAGAGUGAAGGUAGAGGAAGAGGAGAACCAUACUUGGGAGCAGAAGCCUGGACAACUAGGGAAUGUGCACACUUAUGAGGAGCUUCUCUGUCAGCGCUUCAGACAAUUCCGCUAUCAAGAGGCCCCUGGGCCUCGAGAGGCGCUGAGACAGCUCCGGGAGCUCUGCCAAAAGUGGCUGCAGCCUGAGCGGCACAGCAAGGAGCAGAUCCUGGAGCUGCUGGUGUUGGAGCAGCUCCUGAGCAUCCUGCCAGAGGUGGUUCAGGCCAGGGUAUGGGAGUAUCAUCCAAGAAGUGGAGAGGAAGUGGUGACUGUGCUAGAAAAUCUGGAGACAGAACUUGAAAGCAAAGGACAACAGGUGGGAAAAGGGUCCAAGCCAGUGCACAUUACAAACAAGAAGUGCUCUGGAAGGAAGUGAGACCUGCAAGCCUUACAAAUCAGUCACUGAUCAUCCAGCUAAAGUGUGAUCCUUGGGAGCACUUUCCCCUGCAAGAGAAUGCCUAUGAGGCCAGGAAUACAACUGGUGAAUUUGCCCCAAAGCAGAUUUCUUCAGAAAGGAAUUCACUGGAUGCUUUCCAGGA
Messenger RNA from Capra hircus (goat), 921 nucleotides. RefSeq names its product zinc finger and SCAN domain-containing protein 23-like. The transcript is spliced from 4 exons. The record is from RefSeq and is a predicted model, not a curated record. The coding region runs from base 270 to 758 and encodes 162 amino acids. Lineage: Eukaryota; Metazoa; Chordata; Mammalia; Artiodactyla; Bovidae.